AUGUCCCAAUUGGAAAAGCACAUACAUACUGCUACGGCUGAGUUCCAGCACUACUUGGAGUUUGCAAAGCUGAAACUCACAACAAACUGGGAUCAAUUGGCCGACUUGUUCAAGCACCACACAAAUGAAUUGACUGUCGACAGUGUAUUGAAUGAUUUCAAGAACUUCAACAUCAACCCCGUCACAGUGUCAUUGACCUUGAUUUCAGUAACCACGUUGGUCCUCUUGGGGAAAGUGUUCAGUUCCGGUUCAAGUGAACACCGCCACCACCACCACCACGAUUCCAGCGACAAGAAGCACAAGAAGAAGAGCGGAAAGAAAAAGUUGAGCAGAGCGCAAAGGGCCAACAAAGAGAUUCAAGAGAUCUUGGACUAUGUCGAACUGGAAUAUGUACCAGAGAUUGACAAGUACAUUGAAAACUACCAAACUUUAUCUAAGGAUGAGCUUGAAACUAAAUUCAAAUUCUACGACGAAAUGUUGUUGAAAGAAUUGGUCAAGUUGGAUGGAAUUGACGUUACUGGAAACGACAUUCUCAGAGAAAAUAGAAAGAAGGUGAUCAAGUUUAUUCAAGACCAUCAAAAGAGAUUAGACAAGUUUAAGAAGGAUAUUGCUGUAUGA
This is a messenger RNA of Lodderomyces theae, 618 nucleotides long. RefSeq names its product Snl1p (gene SNL1). The record is from RefSeq and is a predicted model, not a curated record. NCBI's taxonomy places the organism in Eukaryota, Fungi, Ascomycota, Pichiomycetes, Serinales, Debaryomycetaceae. Gene Ontology annotation, biological process: protein stabilization. Gene Ontology annotation, cellular component: cytoplasm; nucleus; cytosol. Gene Ontology annotation, molecular function: adenyl-nucleotide exchange factor activity; protein-folding chaperone binding. The transcript has a single exon. The coding region runs from base 1 to 618 and encodes 205 amino acids.